Molecule: messenger RNA, 2082 nt
Organism: Drosophila bipectinata
Lineage: Eukaryota; Metazoa; Arthropoda; Insecta; Diptera; Drosophilidae
Source: RefSeq, a predicted model, not a curated record
AUGGCUGUAUUUGCCCAAGAUAUACCCACAAGUCAAACAGAUGGAUCUGGGUCUGGAAGCGUCUUUCCCGACUUUGAUGAUAUCGAAGGGAUCGUUCCGACUACUAACGCUAUAACUACAGGCACUACCACUGAAAGUGGUUCUGUGAGUGAUUCAACAGCAACGAUUAUAGUUACAGGCCCAACCGAACUGCCGUCACCUACUAGUAGUACUUUGGAACCAUCUAGUAGUAGUACUACUGAGGCAGCAACAACUACCGUUUCCCCCACUUCAACAUCGACAACAUCUGCUGCCACAAAUCCUACUUUCGUCCCUUCAUCAACUUCAGAAAAUCCGGAUUCUACAUCAUCUGAGUCUACAUCAUCUGCAAGUACAGCUACGGAAUCUACAGCUACUGAUUCAACCAGUCCCGAUUCUACUACCCCUGCUAAAACCUCAAAUGCUUCUACAACUCCUUCUACCUCUGGGUCAUCAACCGCCUCUACUUCAACUACCUCAACUUCGAGUGCCGAUACUACUUCUGCACCUACUACUUCUGCCGAUACUACUUCUGCAUCUACCACUCCUGGCAGUACUACUGCAGCACCUAGUCAAACUUCUGACAAUACUACUCCUGCUGAUACCACUCCCGCCUCCAGCACUCCUGCUUCUACUACUCUGACUCCAAGCACAACAAUUGCCACCACUACCGCCCAACCACUAUCAGUAGAAGAACAAAUUUUGGCUUUAAUUUUGUCAAAUGCCGAACUAUUCCUUCAAAGUACUUCCCUAGUGGACUCGAUAUUCGCUUCAAACCUUAACAUUGAUGCGAAUCUGGAUCUUCAGGCACUUUCCCUUAGCCUUAUAGAGCCUGUGGAAAAUGUGCUGCUAAACUUGACCCGGGACGCCUAUCUUACCCAAGCAAAUGUGCUUCAUGGUUUUCUGAAUACCCUUCAAAACAUUGACUUUAUUCAAAACCGUACAAGUGACAACCUAUCGAAUAUUCUUCGAAUCCAACAACAAACUAAAAAUAUUGUAACUGACUUUGAGGUUAAGGUUUCGGAGGUGCAGGAAACAAUCUUAGGAAGCACUAAGGGAUUGGAUGAAAAGCUCCAGCUGGUGACCCGAAUUCUUCAGGAUUAUAUCAAGCCAAAGGUGUCCGGGUUAAAGGAGUCGUUUGAACAUCUAAAUGUAUCCCAAGUCAAUUCCUUGGAUGAAUUGAAAAAUAUUCCAUCGAUACAAAAUCUCACAGCAGAAUUCAUUGUUAAGCUUACUUUCCUGAAUAACGAAGUCUCUAUUCUCAAUGAAACCCAGGAGAAUCGUCUGAGCACCCUAUCAGAAGCUGUGAAGAAAUGGAUACCCACUGACCUGGAUUUAGUUGAGGACCUUCUUCAGAGUUUCAGUAUUUCCCAAAAGCAGACGGACUUGGCCAUUGCUGUCUGCGAUAAUGGCUCUCACAAAUGUGGCAGUUCGGCAAAAAUUUAUGAGGAAAAUUAUAAUCUCGAUGACAUUUUAUCAAAGAACUAUGAGCAGAACUAUAAAUCCCAUGGUGGAGAAGCAGAUGCAUCUUACUAUGAUGAAAUAGAAGAUUACGAUGCAUCGUCCUGGCGCAUUUCUUCAAGUGUCCUGUCUGGAGCCUGGAUAUCGGAAGCAACGGCAGACGCACCAAAUGACAACUUCGAGGGCAAAGUCAAUGAGCGCCUUCCUGCUCCCUGUUAUCGCCUGCUGCUCCGGCUUCUGCUCCUGCUCCUGCUGCCGCGCCAGAGUGUUCCUCUCAUCGUCCUUUGGCACUCCUGCUGGACAGAGGACAAAGGGAUCCCGGGCGAUGAGGGGGCACUGGGAGGCGGGCGGAAGGAGGGCACACCGCGGGGGAGUGCCAGUGCCAAUGCCAGUCCCAAGUCGCAGUACCCAAGCCAGUGCCCGAGACCCAGCGAUUGCACGAUUCCCUGGCACACAGGGAUCCCAAGAAGCUGCGGCUCUGCUGCGAUGGGUGCACUGGGCCCAGUCCCGGAGUGGAGUGCCGUGAAUCAUAUGGACACCAUUAAAUGGAAAGGUACGAGCAAUGGCAAUCACCAACACGCGUCAAUUGUGCGCGCUGUGUGA